CUACUUUUAAGGAUUGCGCGAAAUCAACACUCGGGCAUCCCGAACUUACUUAAGUAGGCCGUUGGCCAAUUAUUCUUCAGUCGCGGGUGUUUCUGAGAGAGCAAACAUCAACGAUCAUGGCGGACAAGGAGAAGAAGGUUAAGAAGAAGAAGAAGGAAGACGCAGGUGAAGCGCCUGCUGCCGCCCCAGCUCCUGCAGCUGAAACCCGCACCUCAUCCAAGAGCUCCUCGAAGAGGGCGAAACGUUCCGGAUCCAAUGUCUUCUCCAUGUUCUCGCAGAGCCAAGUGGCAGAGUUCAAGGAAGCCUUCCAGCUGAUGGACCAUGACAAAGAUGGCAUCAUCAGCAAGGAAGACUUGAGGGCCACCUUCGACGCUGUUGGUAAAAUCGCCAGCGAGAAGGAACUGGACGAGAUGGUUCGCGAAGCACCUGGACCAAUCAAUCUCACGCAGUUGUUGGGCCUUUUCGGUUCUCGUAUGGCUGAUUCUGGUGGUUCGGACGAUGACGAUGUUGUCGCCGCUGCCUUCAGGUCUUUCGACGAAAACGGAACCAUCGACAGCGAAAAGUUCAGGCACGCCCUUAUGACCUGGGGUGACAAGUUCUCAGCCAAAGAAGUCGACGAUGCAUUCGAUGCUAUCGAUAUCGACGACAACGGCAGAAUCGACACUCAAGGAGUCAUCACUCUCCUCACUGCCGCCGCUGAGGAAGAGGGAGAGGGCGAAGCCGCCUAAACACUUUCAUCACUCAAAGACACUUUGCCACUGAAAACCCGCGAACGGCUGUCACGUGACACUAAAGGAGCUCAUCAUUAAGAUCUUUUUUUUUUGGUGUGAGAUGUGCACAACUUGCUAUGGGUCGCCCCCUACAUCGCAGCGAUCAGUUUAAUUUUAAAAUAAAUUUACUUUCUUAAUAAACAAUUACAUUUCC
Molecule: messenger RNA, 924 nt
Organism: Dendroctonus ponderosae (mountain pine beetle)
Lineage: Eukaryota; Metazoa; Arthropoda; Insecta; Coleoptera; Curculionidae
Gene: Mlc2
Product: myosin regulatory light chain 2
Exons: 4
Coding region: 117-728 (203 amino acids)
Biological process (GO): locomotion; post-embryonic development
Cellular component (GO): cytoplasm; myosin II complex
Molecular function (GO): myosin heavy chain binding; calcium ion binding
Source: RefSeq, a predicted model, not a curated record